AUGGUGGAAUCAGAGCUAUCGUCAUCAACAAGUCAUAUGCCAAUUAUUCUUGACAUAUUAUUUUUAAUUGCUGAAAUAAUGUUAGAAUCAUUUAAAAUUCAAAAUGAAUGUAAAAUUUAUAUUCAUCAUUCAUCAAAAUAUUAUCAUGAAAUGAUCAAAGAACGUAUUGAAUUGUUUAUGGAAAUAUUACACUAUGCAUCCAUAGCAAUUUUAAGUUUUUUUCUUAUUGAACUAUCAUUUAGAAUUUAUACAUCUGGAAAAGAAUUUUGGAAUAUUCGAAGAAAAAAAAUGGAAUAUUUUGAUGGAUUCAUUGUUAUUACAUCAUUAAUUAUUGAUUUGUAUUUUUUAUAUAAAGAAAAGAAAAUUUUGAGUAAAAGAAUACUUAUAUUUUCAAUUCGUUUAUGGCGUUUUAUUAGAAUUAUUAGUAGUGUAGCUGAAAGUGUACGUAAUAAACAACUAAAACAUAAACGACGCUUAAAUAAACAAUAUCUGAAUGCUAUUCAUCGACUCGUGGAUCUUCUUGUACAUAAAACAAAUUAUGUUGAAAAUAAUAGAGAACAUUUGAAUUCUACACUUGAACAUUUGCAUAUAAUUGAUGCUCAAUGUCAAUCAUCAUUCGAUAAACUUGAGGCAGAAGUUCAACAUCGUCUAUUACAAUCUAUGGAAGGCAAUAAGAAUUCAGCAGAGGCCAAGAAGCUUCAUAACAGUUUGAGAUCAAUAUGA
Molecule: messenger RNA, 723 nt
Organism: Rotaria sordida
Lineage: Eukaryota; Metazoa; Rotifera; Eurotatoria; Philodinida; Philodinidae
Source: the annotation of a GenBank genome assembly